This is a messenger RNA of Megalobrama amblycephala (Wuchang bream), 5821 nucleotides long. RefSeq names its product ADAM metallopeptidase with thrombospondin type 1 motif, 3 (gene adamts3). Gene Ontology annotation, biological process: extracellular matrix organization; proteolysis. NCBI's taxonomy places the organism in Eukaryota, Metazoa, Chordata, Actinopteri, Cypriniformes, Xenocyprididae. Gene Ontology annotation, molecular function: metalloendopeptidase activity. The record is from RefSeq and is a predicted model, not a curated record. Bases 283 to 3864 code for a protein of 1193 amino acids. The transcript has 23 exons. Gene Ontology annotation, cellular component: extracellular matrix.
CAGACAAGGCUCUGUCCGGCCAGCUCAACUCAACUUAACCACCACAAUUCUUCAGAGGGAUGUCUUUCCUAUAAGUUUAACAAACUGAGGCAUUUACCCAAGUUCUACAACUUUUAACUAUCUUAAUUACUCUUUGCUUACUUUUAACCAGUCUUUAAAGGUCUCUUGUUUGAGGAUAAGUAGUGCGCGACACUUUUAGAGAAGACAGGCGCGUAGUGAAACAUCCAAAUUUGGAUUAUAGUUUCUGUUUCUCGUCUUUCAGUUGAGAAAACCCGACUCGUGAUGGUUGUCCUGUCACUUAGGUUACUAAUGGUAGGAGUUGUAGUAAGUCUGACUUCAGCUCUUCUGGCUGGUGAAAUUAUAGACAAAGAAGACUUGUUGAAGAUCCGUCUGAAAGAGUAUGGCCUCAUUACUCCCAUCAGUACCGACGCAGAGGGACACUACCUCUCGCAUCUUCUCUCGGCCAAUCACAAGCAGCGUGUUAAGCGUGAGGUUUUGGAAGGGUCAGCUCAAGCUGUAGACAGGCUGUUCUUUAACAUCACUGUCUUUGGCAAGGAAUUCCACCUCCGACUACAUCCCAACCAAAGAUUAGUGGCUCCAGGAGCCAUGGUGGAAUGGCAUGAUGAGAUCGAAAUAGCUGGGAAUGCAACUGAGAAUGGAACCCACUCAGAGAGAAUACUUCGAAGGGAGCUGCUGAAAACAGACUGCACUUUUAUAGGGGACAUCACGGAUGUGCCUGGAGCUUCUGUCGCCAUUAACAACUGUGAUGGACUGGCUGGUAUGAUUCGUACUGAUUCUGAUGAGUACUUCAUUGAGCCUCUGGAGCGAGGAACACAGGAACACGAGGAGAGAGGAAGAGUUCAUGUGGUGUAUCGUAGGUCUGCAGUAUUGCAAGCUCCUUCAGACAUCUCCUUGGAUUACCACCAGAUUGAGCCUGAAUUGGAUGCACCAAGGGUGCUGGACAAUAUUGCUAAACAAGUCAAAAAGAAAGUCAGGAGACGGAGGCACGCUGGUGACGAUGACUACAAUAUUGAGGUGCUGCUUGGAGUAGAUGAUUCUGUUGUCCGUUUUCAUGGGAAAGAGCAUGUGCAGAACUAUCUCCUCACCCUCAUGAACAUUGUAAAUGAGAUCUACCACGAUGAAUCAUUGGGAGUGCACAUAAAUGUUGUGCUUGUGAGGAUGAUAAUGCUUGGAUAUGCUAAGUCCAUCAGUCUCAUUGAGCGUGGCAACCCUUCACGAAGCCUGGAGAAUGUGUGUCGCUGGGCAUUUGUUCAGCAGAAAGAGGAUCCAGAGCACUCAGAGCAUCAUGACCAUGCCAUCUUCCUGACCCGGCAAGGCUUUGGCCCCACCGGGAUGCAAGGAUAUGCCCCUGUCACUGGGAUGUGCCACCCUGUCCGCAGCUGCACCCUCAAUCAUGAAGACGGCUUCUCUUCUGCCUUUGUUGUAGCCCAUGAGACAGGACAUGUACUUGGAAUGGAGCAUGACGGUCAGGGCAACCGCUGCGGUGACGAAACAGCCAUGGGAAGUGUCAUGGCCCCUCUGGUGCAAGCAGCCUUCCAUCGCUACCACUGGUCGAUGUGCAGUGGCCAAGAGCUGAAGAGAUAUAUUCAUUCAUAUGACUGCCUGCUGGAUGACCCCUUCAAACAUGAUUGGCCGCAGCUCCCUGAACUUCCCGGCAUCAAUUACUCCAUGGAUGAGCAGUGUCGCUUCGAUUUUGGAGUUGGAUACAAAAUCUGUACUUCAUUUCGCACAUUUGAUCCAUGCAAACAGCUGUGGUGCAGUCAUCCAGAUAACCCUUACUUCUGCAAGACCAAAAAAGGGCCACCAUUGGACGGGACUGAAUGUGCACCUGGGAAGUGGUGUUACAAAGGUCACUGCAUGUGGAAGAAUGCCAACCAAGUGAAGCAAGAUGGAGCCUGGGGUGUCUGGAGCAAGUAUGGCUCAUGCUCUCGUUCCUGCGGGACGGGCGUCCGCUUCAGAACUCGCCAGUGCAACAACCCUGUUCCAUCUAAUGGAGGACAGGACUGUCCAGGGGUGAACUAUGAGUACCAGCUGUGUAACAUUGAUGAUUGCCCCAAACACUUCGAGGACUUCAGAGCUCAGCAAUGUCAACAUCGCAACUCCCACUUUGAAUACCAGAACACUAAACAUCACUGGCUUCCCUACGAACAUCCAGACGCCAACAAAAGGUGUCAUCUUUAUUGCCAGUCGAAAGAAACAGGUGACGUGGCUUAUAUGAAGCAGCUGGUGCAUGAUGGCACAAGAUGUUCUUAUAAAGACCCGUACAGCAUCUGUGUGCGAGGAGAGUGUGUGAAAGUGGGCUGUGACAGGGAAAUUGGCUCCAAUAAGGUGGAGGAUAAGUGUGGUGUGUGUGGGGGUGACAACUCCCACUGUCGAACUGUGAAAGGAACCUUCACUCGUGUGCCCAAGAAAGCUGGGAAAACAAGAGGAGCCUUCUUGCUGCCGAAAGGAGCUCGGAAUGUAUAUCUGAAUGAAACGGAGGAUUCUAGAAAUGUGAUGGGUUACCUAAAGAUGUUUCUCAUUCCUCCUGGGGCUAGACAUGUGAUCAUACAAGAACAUGAGGCUUCUCCUCAAAUUCUUGCUAUUAAGAACCAAGCAACAGGGCAUUACAUUCUCAACAGCAAAGGAGAGGAUGCAAGAUCUCGGCGCUUCAUUGAAAUGGGAGUGGAGUGGGACUACCUUAUUGAGGAUGAUGUUGAGACUCUCCACACUGAUGGUCCACUACAUGAUGCAAUUGUUGUUCUGAUUAUACCUAAAGACAAUGAGACGAGGUCCACGCUGAUGUACAAAUACAUCAUCCAUGAAGAUUCGGUGCCCCUUAACAACAAUAAUGUCAUUCAAGAGGACACGUAUGAGUGGGCACUUAAAAGCUGGUCCCAAUGUUCGAAACCUUGUGCUGGAGGCUUCCAAUACACCAAAUAUGGGUGUCGUAAAAAAGGUGACAACAAAAUGGUGCACAGAGGCUAUUGUGACAUCAACAAGAAACCCAAACCUAUUCGCAGAAUGUGUAACUUACAGGACUGUACGCAACCACAAUGGAUCACAGAGGAGUGGGAACAUUGUACUAAAACCUGUGGGAGCUUGGGAUACCAAAUCCGCACUGUGCGCUGUGUCCAGUUCCUUCACGAGGGCACGAACCGCUCCAUCCACAGCAAAUACUGCAGUGGAGAAAACCCUGAGAUCAGAAGGCCAUGUAACAGAAUACCCUGCCCUGCCCAAUGGAGGACUGGGGCCUGGUCAGAGUGCUCAGUGUCCUGUGGGGAGGGUGUGGCACGACGCCUGGUCACAUGUCGCCUUGGGGAUCAAUGCACUGGCGAGAAGCCUGAGUCGCACAAAGUCUGCAGGCCAGGAUCCUGUCACGAUGAGCCAUGCGGAGGAGACAAGUCCAUAUUCUGUCAGAUGGAGGUUCUGGCUCGUUAUUGCUCGAUACCAGGUUACAACAAGCUCUGCUGUGAAUCCUGCAGUAAGCGAAGUGGCACUUUUGCUCCUCUUCUGCACGAAGCAGCUGAGACGGAGGAGGAACUUCGCUUCGGUUCAGCCUCUCAACUUCUGGAGACACUCUCAGCCUCAGCCGUUAAUGGAACUCUGAAAGGCCCUCAGCAGCAUCAGCGGGGAUCCUCGUCACAAGGCCAAUUUGCCAAGCAGACCGCCACUCCCCCGCCUCGCAAACCCAAUACCGAGAACAGCAAGACUCAAAAGCGGCUCAAACCUGGCGUGAGAAAUCUACCUGCAAUGACGAUCCAUAGCUCGUGGAAUGAGGACGCCGCUAAAGAUGCACCAUGGCAGCUGGAAAGUUCCCAAGAGACUCAGUGGCCAACGGCAUUAUCCGAGGUGGAGAGAUGAAGGCUAGUUUGUGUCUUUUUUCCUCUGGAGUCUCUCUCUUCUUUGUUUGUUGUAGAUAUAGAUCUUUAACAUUCAUCGUUCCCUUCAGAUCAUCCUCAAGAUAUUUAAAAACAAGAGAGGGAAAAGUGCUGGUUCACUUUCAAAUGUUCUCAAUUCCCCCACCAGCAGUAUUUGUUUUUAGAACACACUUGUCAAUCACACACUGUUGUGAAGGGGAAUGUGCCAAAGACAUUCUUAUGAUGAUCCUUUCAGCAUCCUGGUCUAUGGAGGUUUGGUUCAUAUACGUGAAGAGACUCCGGUGGUACUCGUGAGGAAACGCUUGUAGUUGUAUCAAACUUCACGAUCUUUACAGUUUUAUUUUUAACAGCUCCAAACUUGUUUGACCAAUUAAUAUUUAUGAACAUUCCUGUAAAUACUGUAUAUGGAAAAUGUCAGUAUUAUUUUUUUCAAACUUACAAGCUGAGGAUUUUUAAAAUAAGAGAUUCAGGACCAUUAUCGGUGCAUUUUUAUAUUAACACGUUAAUAAUAUGUUAGGAAAUGUGCUUUCAGCCACGAGUUAAUCACUGAAGAAUUAGUAUUCCAAAACGGUGUGAGCCAAAGGAAAAACAUCAGUGAAAUACCAUUAAAAGUGCAAUGAAAUCUCUACUUUUGGUUACAAAAGCAUUUCCGUCACUCGUGAAUCAGCCUCUCAGCAAGUCAUCGAUUAAAUAAAUUCUCGUAGACUUUGUUUUCCUCCAAAAGAAUUUUUCCCGUAAAAUGUUUACCUGUGAUGUUGAGGCUUCUCUUUGACACUUGCCUCUUAGAUUUCUCCUAUUUUGUCUUAUGAAUUCACCUUUUCAGACAGAAAAAUUGAGUGACAAAAUUGAGUGUGAACGUCAUUAAGCAGCUAGCUUCAUCAUAAUGUAGGAGACCCAUCAUAUAUAUUGUGAAUUGGAUGUUUCAGGUGGGAUUUUGAAGGAGUAAAGCUGGACUUUCUGGAGAUCUUAUACUGCACAAGAUAUCUCUUGUCUGAGGAAGAGGAAAGCUAUUUAUUUUUUAUAAUCGAGGGUGAUAUCUCAACCACAAUGCAUCUGACUGCAAUACCAAGGGGACCAGUUAAUCUAUCAGUGGAGUUCAGCUGUUCAUAACCGUACACACACUCUCACCUGUGUGCUACUGUAAAGCUAUUGUAUAUACCAUUGAGAACUUUAGAGUAUUUAUUGAGAUUCAAAGUUCAACAUCAUUUCUUAAGUGUUACUUCAUUAUCUGUUACUUCAGAACAAAAGCACAAGCUCCCAUUGAGUAGUAAGAGUCGCUCACAAAAGUAAAUAGAAACAAAAGUAGACAUACGAAUAGCCUUGUUGUUGUUGUUUUAACUGCCGUUUUAGAUACAAUAAGACAUGCUCAGCUUUUGAGAUGUUAUAAGGGAAAGCUGUUUCUCGGCCAUUUUAGAAUAGAAAUAUUGUAGAGAAAAUCCUAAACAAAGCUGUCAUUUACGGCGAUUCAUUGUCCAUCACCCAAUCCUACACGAAACUGUUUUUACAGUUAAUUCGUAGCUUUACCUAAAACAAGACUUGAUCCUCUAGAAUAGACAACUUCAUUCAACCGAUGAAAGCUGAGGUGAACGUUGUGUGCGUCACAAAAAAAAAACUUGUUCACUUUCUGCUAACAAAGAAUUUGUUACUAAUAAAAUCAACUAGCUUUCAGAAACACAAAAGAAUGUGAAUAGUAGAUGUUAAAUUGACAAUCCCUAAGCCACAGACAGACACCCAAUACAAAAGGAUAAAGCAUAUCCUCACAAUUCCAUGUCCAUUUAAGUAUUAAUUGUUGUUCUGGCUUACAAAGACACUUUCAGUUGCUUGCAGUCAUUUCUUUUUGUUUUAAUUUGUACUUUUGCUAGUUGUAAUGGGAGUGUACACUACUGAGGCUGUUUUUUGUAAUGGGGAGCACAUAGCAAUAAAGAAAGUAAUAAACACCG